Molecule: messenger RNA, 1908 nt
Organism: Prionailurus viverrinus (fishing cat)
Lineage: Eukaryota; Metazoa; Chordata; Mammalia; Carnivora; Felidae
Gene: GALNTL5
Product: polypeptide N-acetylgalactosaminyltransferase like 5
Exons: 10
Coding region: 251-1765 (504 amino acids)
Biological process (GO): spermatid development
Cellular component (GO): Golgi apparatus
Source: RefSeq, a predicted model, not a curated record
UUUGUGACACGGCCUGAUGCUACAUCGUGUGCAUGCAGUACAAGGCGGGCAGGGUCACCCAGUACAAUCAAGUAUUUUCUCAGAAUCCAGGCCAUUCAGAAAAAAAAAAUCUCAUCUUUCAGAUCGUUCAGCCUAGACCCCUGCCUAAUUUCACCUGCGACUCAGCUUAGACAACGUAUCAACUACAGAGCGGCCAAUGUCUCAGUGGUAGGAAAUUAACAAAUGAGCCUUCAAAAAUGCGAGGUUUACAAUGAGAGGCAUUUUAAUUCAAACUUUACUGUAUGGAUCCUUGACAUUUGGGAUCUGGACAGCUCUGUUGUAUGUAUUUAUUAACCACAAUCAUGUGAGCAACUUGGAGAAGAAAACCCAGGAGCCUGCCUCAAUUUGGUCCCUUGAAAAAAAAUUUCAUCGGCAAGAUACUCAUGGCUCAGAGGAAAUUCCAAGACCAUAUGUGAGAUUUGAAAGUCCUGAUGAAGAAGAAACCAAACCACAGAAAUCCUUUUUCAAAUGGAGUAAGGAUUUUAACUAUUCAAGCUCAGAAUUUGUUGAUGGAUUUUUAAAAUAUGGAUUUAACACCAUUCUCAGUAAAAGCUUGGGCAGUGAGAGAGAAGUACCAGAUACCAGAAAUAAAAAGUGUUUGCAAAAACAUUACCCAGCCAACCUACCUACUGCCAGUGUUGUCGUCUGCUUCCACAACGAGGAGUUUAACGCCUUGUUUCGGACCAUGUUCAGUGUCGUAAACCUCACCCCACGCCACUUCCUUGAAGAAAUUAUUCUGGUAGACGACAUGAGCGACUCUGAUGAUUUGAAAGAAAAACUAGACCACCACCUGGAAAUUUUUCGGGGAAAGAUUAAAUUAAUAAGAAACAAAAAGAGAGAGGGACUUAUCCGAUCACGGAUGAUAGGGGCCUCUCGUGCUUCAGACUUGUACGAAAAUCUUCACCGGUGCCUAUGGAUUCAUCUAUCCGUUUCUCCUCACAACUUGGUCCGUGCUUGUUGUCUGCCCAUCUACCUGUAUUUGCCUGUCGCCCCCACCGGUGAUGUGGGCUUGCUCCCAGGUUUGAAGCUCUGGGGUCCUGUGGUAUGGGCAGGGGACGUUCUGGUGUUCCUGGAUAGCCACUGCGAGGUGAAUAAAGUGUGGCUGGAGCCUCUGCUGCAUGCCAUUGCCAAGGACCCCAAAAUGGUGGUGUGUCCUCUGAUAGAUGUCAUUGAUUCUGUGACCCUAGAAUACUGGCCCUCUCCUGUUGUAAGGGGUGCUUUCAACUGGCACCUACAAUUUAAAUGGGAUAAUGUCUUCUCUUAUGAGAUGGAUGGACCAGAAGGACCCACUCUACCCAUUCGGUCACCUGCAAUGGCUGGGGGAAUUUUUGCUAUAAAUAGGCAUUACUUUCGUGAGAUCGGACAGUAUGACAAGGGCAUGAACCUCUGGGGAGCAGAAAAUUUGGAGCUUUCGUUAAGGAUCUGGAUGUGUGGAGGCCAACUCUUUGUACUCCCCUGCUCACGGGUAGGACACAUCAGUAAGCAGCGCUUUCCAAAUCAACCUGAGUUUGCAGAAGCCAUGACAUAUAACCGUCUCAGACUGGCGCACGUUUGGCUGGAUGAAUACAAGGAGCAGUUUUUUUUACGAAGACCUGGCCUGAAAUCUGUUGCCUAUGGAAACAUUAGUGAGCGUGUUGAGUUAAGGAAACGAUUGGGUUGCAAAUCAUUUCAGUGGUAUUUGGAUAAUGUCUUCCCAGAAUUGGAGGCAUCUGAGGGCAGCAGAUGAAACACAAAUAAAUCAUUUUCAUUAAAAAAGGGUUAAAAAACCCCUGUCUUCAACAUAGAGGAGAAAAGUCCGGAACAUCAAGAAAUUGUGUGAAAUGCAGUAAGAAAUACAACCAGAGUGCUCUAGAAUAAGAGUGCCUUUCU